This is a messenger RNA of Symbiodinium natans, 741 nucleotides long. NCBI's taxonomy places the organism in Eukaryota, Dinophyceae, Suessiales, Symbiodiniaceae. The record is from the annotation of a GenBank genome assembly.
AUGCGCGAGCGAUGCCCAAAGAGGCAUGUGAUGCUCAAGGUGCAAGUUGUUCUCUUCUUGCUCCUGGGAGGAUCUUGGUCCGAGGCUGCUGAGGCCGAGGAGCCACCACGGUCCACGGUCACAACGGAGGCUGUGGAGCGCUUCCAAGCCUCCAUCCGUGCUCGGAUGGCAGGGUCCGAUGCCUUGCCUGACAAAGCAGAGGACGAGUGGACGAGCUCAGAUGCGCUUCGAAAGGAUUUGCGCAUACACUUGGCAGGCUUCUCGGAAAACUUGACUGUGCUGGAGGUGGGUUCCUAUUUCGGGUACACUACUCGAAUUCUCAGUCAGCUCUUCAAGCGGGUAAUCGCACUGGAUGCAGUGCCCGAGCUAUUGCAGGCCAAUCGAGACUACAACUCUGAUCGGGACAACAUCCUGUACAUUAGGUUCCACACCACCGACCAUGACUGGGGCAUUUUCUCGUUGAAUGCAAUCCAGGUUGUUUUCCUGGACGCAUCUCAUGACUUUGAAACAGUCAUGCAUGAUAUUGACAACUGCCUACGAAUCCCCACGGUGGGCCUCAUCAUCUUCGAUGACUACGGGGCAGAAGAAGGGGUGCGUCUGGCUGUGCAGCAGUUUGUCUUGGCGGGGCGAUUGCGUCCGGUGGCUUUGCUCGGCGAGGGGGCUGAGGGUCCUUGGCGCCUUCGUGAUGGCCGCGAGGUCCAAGACCGUGAGGCGAUUGCCUGUGAGGUGCUGCGGGCCUGA